AUGCAUUCGAAGCAUCCAAACAAAGCUCAGUCUCUUUCUGUUAUUGAAAUUGCACUCACAAGCGUUAACGAGAUUAAUGUUGGAUGUGGAUUCACGUUCAAACUUUUCAAAGUCAAUAAGAAAGGUGUAGAGGCUUUGUUUAAGAAACCUAUCAAUGGCCACGACCAAUUAAUUGUAAAGGUAUUCGAUCCUGUCAAAGCGAAAAGGGAUCAUAAGAAUUAUAGGGCUGAACGAACAGAUAUGUUCAACACAUGUCGCAAAGCGUAUCUAUGCGAGAAGCUGGCAUACGAAAUUUUAUCAAGUAGCGGGUUGCUCAAUAAUGUUUAA
Molecule: messenger RNA, 327 nt
Organism: Debaryomyces hansenii CBS767
Lineage: Eukaryota; Fungi; Ascomycota; Pichiomycetes; Serinales; Debaryomycetaceae
Product: DEHA2F10472p
Exons: 1
Coding region: 1-327 (108 amino acids)
Source: RefSeq, a predicted model, not a curated record